UCCUGCCGGCUUCCGUAGUUCAACCUCGAUCCGCGCGGCUAAACAAAACAUCAUGGCUGCGGGAUUCAAGACGGCUGAGCCUUUGGAGUACCACCGGAAAUUUCUGAAAGAAAACUGUCGGCCAGAUGGACGCGAAUUGCACGAAUUCCGAACCACGACGGUCAACAUUGGGUCCAUCAGUACGGCAGACGGCUCGGCGCUGGUGAAGUUGGGCAACACCACCGUCAUCUGUGGGGUCAAAGCGGAGCUUGCCAACCCGUCGGUGGAGGCAACGGGGAAAGGUUUCAUAGUGCCCAACGUGGACCUGCCACCUCUGUGCUCCUCACAGUUCCGACCCGGACCGCCGGGGGAGCAGGCGCAGGCUGCCAGUCAGUUCAUGGCCGACAUCAUUGAGAGCUCGGAAAUGUUACAGAUGGAGGAUUUGUGUAUUGAGCGAGGCAAGCUGUGCUGGUCGUUGUACUGCGACCUGAUAUGUCUGGACUACGACGGCAACGUGUUGGACGCGUGCGCGCUGGCCAUGCUGUCCGCUCUGAAGAACACCAGGCUCCCCAAGGUCCGCGUGAACGGCGACACCGGCGCCCCGGAGGUGGACUUGGGAAAGCGACGCGGCUUGAAGAUUCGCAAGCAUCCCAUCGCCGCCUCCUUUUGCAUCUUUGACGACUCCGUCGUCCUGGUCGACCCCGCGGCCGAAGAGGAGCAACUGGCCACCGCUCGCCUCACCGUGGUGACGGAUGAGGAAGGACGCCUGUGCACCGUGCGCAAACCAGGUGGCACGCCUUUGUCUGGGGAGAGACUCCAAGAGUUGAUCAGCCGAGCGACGGCGCGGCAGAAAGAAAUCCACAAACUCGUCGACAAAGUCAUCAAAAGCAUCGUAUAAAAAUAGAAGGGCAAGCGCUUAUAUAGACAUAUAUAUACAUACAUAGCUGUAUAUAUGUGUUUAUAUAAGUUGUAUUUUUCACUGUCAAUAUAUAUUCAUCUGUUUUUUUUUUUUUCACAAUAAAAUGCUGACAAAAGUCAUCUUUUAAAA
Hippocampus zosterae (dwarf seahorse) is the source of this 1027-nucleotide messenger RNA. RefSeq names its product exosome component 8 (gene exosc8). Gene Ontology annotation, biological process: nuclear polyadenylation-dependent mRNA catabolic process; U4 snRNA 3'-end processing; U5 snRNA 3'-end processing. The coding region runs from base 53 to 877 and encodes 274 amino acids. NCBI's taxonomy places the organism in Eukaryota, Metazoa, Chordata, Actinopteri, Syngnathiformes, Syngnathidae. The transcript has 11 exons. The record is from RefSeq and is a predicted model, not a curated record. Gene Ontology annotation, cellular component: cytoplasmic exosome (RNase complex); nuclear exosome (RNase complex).